This is a messenger RNA of Iphiclides podalirius (scarce swallowtail), 759 nucleotides long. The record is from the annotation of a GenBank genome assembly. NCBI's taxonomy places the organism in Eukaryota, Metazoa, Arthropoda, Insecta, Lepidoptera, Papilionidae.
AUGGCACGUGUAUUAGUUGGAGUAAAAAGAGUGAUUGAUUAUGCAGUCAAAAUAAGAGUAAAACCUGAUAAAUCUGGUGUAGUCACAGAUGGAGUUAAGCACUCCAUGAAUCCGUUUGAUGAGAUCGCUGUUGAAGAAGCAGUACGCAUGAAAGAGAAAAAAUUAGCCAGUGAAGUUAUUGCGGUUUCAUGUGGUCCAGCUCAGUCACAGGAAACUCUGAGGACAGCACUGGCCAUGGGGGCAGACAGAGCCAUCCAUGUAGAAGUGGUUGGAGCAGAGUAUGAGACAAUGCAACCAAUCCAUGUAGCAAAAAUUUUAGCAAAGCUUUCAAAGGAUGAGAAAGCUGAUAUAGUAAUUGUUGGAAAACAGGCCAUUGAUGAUGAUUCCAACCAAACUGCUCAAAUGACUGCUGCUUUGUUGGACUGGCCACAGGGUACAUUUGCCUCCAAGGUGGAAAAAACUGAUGCUGGUUUGACCAUAACCCGUGAGAUUGAUGGAGGCUUAGAGACCAUCAAGACUAAGGUCCCAGCAGUAAUUAGUGCUGAUCUCAGACUUAAUGAACCCCGCUAUGCUACUUUACCAAACAUCAUGAAAGCCAAAAAGAAAACUCUUAAGAAAAUGACUGCAAAGGAUUUAGGGGUAGACCUAGCACCUAGAAUUAAAAUUGUCAGUGUCGAAGAUCCACCAGUAAGACAAGCUGGGUCCAUUGUUCCAGACGUUGACACCCUCAUAAGUAAACUUAAAGAAGGAGGACAUGUA